AAAAGUAUUCCUAAAUCCAUGGGCUUAACUAAUGCUAAUCUUGUAGGCCCUUUAACUCGCCGACUGCUGUGCAAAUGGCUAAGGAGCAUGUGGAAAGGGAUUACGCUGUUGUAGGCAGCUGGGAGGACACGAAUAUAACCCUGACCGUCCUCGAGAAUUACAUUCCACGAUUUUUUCGCGGGGCUAAGCUCAUGUAUGAAAUGCACAAUAACAAGAUCACCAAUCGGAACAAGAACAAACGUAAACCGUUUAUAGAGCCUGAAGUUAAGGAUUUGAUCCGUAAGAACUUUACUAACGAGUACGAGUUUUACCAUUUCUGCAAGCAACGUUUAUACAAGCAGUAUUUGGCCCUCAACUUGAAGGAGUUGGAGAAGCAUGGUCUUUUGAACUAGUUGGUUUAAAGUCAGACAUUUAGAUUGUAGUAGGUGAUAUAUAUGCGAACAAAUCUUCACAUUUUAAUAAAUAGUAUUCAGUAAAACCGUAGACUAGACCCACACUUUUUUUACACGUUGAAUCCAUAUCUGUGUCUUAUCGUUUGUUGUGUGGCAUGUGUACCCUUCCCAUGAAGCUUCUAAACCCCUUCUAAACCUGUACCCCAUCCC
Molecule: messenger RNA, 602 nt
Organism: Drosophila suzukii
Lineage: Eukaryota; Metazoa; Arthropoda; Insecta; Diptera; Drosophilidae
Source: RefSeq, a predicted model, not a curated record